Molecule: messenger RNA, 1650 nt
Organism: Aspergillus welwitschiae
Lineage: Eukaryota; Fungi; Ascomycota; Eurotiomycetes; Eurotiales; Aspergillaceae
Gene: ftmC
Product: cytochrome P450 monooxygenase ftmC
Exons: 5
Coding region: 1-1650 (549 amino acids)
Molecular function (GO): monooxygenase activity; heme binding; iron ion binding
Source: RefSeq, a predicted model, not a curated record
AUGAAUUUGGAAAAUGGGCUACAGCUAAAAGCCGGAGCUUUUGCUCUAGGCGUGCUGGCUCAUAGCGUCUACUUUCGCCCUGGCGAGCACCACCUCCAUCCAAUCCGAUAUCUCUAUGCAUACGGUAGCUUAGGGAUACUGAUUGCUGCAAUCCUCUAUUAUGCGCAGAAUAUCUCUCUUACUCGAGCAAGCACCGUAUCCCUGAGCCUAAUCUCAACACAUCUGCUGGGCCUAUACUGCAGUCUCAUCAUCUACAGAGCGUUGCUUCAUCCGCUCAGACGAUUUCCCGGCCCCCUUGGUGCACGCCUGUUUGGAUUCUGGCUACCAGCAAAGCUUCUUCACCGUCCCCUCUACCAGGUUCUCGAAGAUCUGCAUAAGAAUUACGGACCGUUUGUACGCAUAGGGCCCUCAGAUCUAUCCAUAACCCACCCGGACGCCGUCAAUAUCAUCUAUGGAUUUAAAUCCGUGUGCACUAAAGCGCCCUUCUAUGAUCUCGGUGCACCAGUGCAAUCAUUACAUGCACAUCGGGACAAGGAAGCUCAUGACCAACGACGGAGAGUAUGGAGUCUAGGGUUCAGCGAUAAAUCACUUCGAGUAUACGAGAAACGCAUUCAAGUCUACCGACAAAAACUGAUCGAUCUUUUAACGUCAGCCGGUGAUGAUCAACCCAUCAACAUCAGCAAUUAUCUCACAUGGUACAGUUACGAUGUGAUGGGCGACUUGGCUUUUGGUAGAACUUUUGGCAUGCUAGAUGCUAGUGCCAACCACUGGGCAAUACAGAUCUUGAACGACAUGCUGAAGCCGUUGGAAUAUUCAGUGCCUAUAUGGGCCCUUCGACUGCUGGGCUCCCUACCGGGGAUGAAUGAGGAUGCGUUGAGAUAUGAGGAAUUUAGUCAUCGGCGUCUGAAGACGAGAAUGGAGGAAAAGCCCGAGAUGCCCGACAUCAGCUCAUCACUGCUCGAGGAGUUGCAAGGACGAGACCCUACAACGAAAGAAUACUAUCAGUUGCUUGGAGAUGUUGAAUUGAUAAUUGCAGCAGGAAGUGACACUACCGCGGCAGCCCUAAUCACCGUUAUUUACGAGCUGGCCAAACACCCAGUACAUGUGGACAUAAUCCGCGAAGAGCUUAGCCUAUGUGCUGUCGAGCCUAGUGGAGAGUAUAUGCACGAGAAAAUAGCAGGUCUAAGACAUCUAAAUGGAUUCAUCAACGAGGUGCUCCGCCUACAUCCACCAAUUGGAAGCAUUAUCCCCAGAAAGACACCACCGGAAGGUAUCACUAUCGGGGACACCUACAUACCAGGAAACAUGACGGUCUCCUGCCCGCAAUGGGUAAUCGGAAGAUCCGAUCUCUUCUACGAAAAUUCACAUCAACUCCUCCCUGAGCGGUGGUACAAAUACCCUGAGGCGAUGAAGCAUAAAUCUGCGUAUGCUCCUUUUUCAGUCGGCCCCUACGCCUGCAUCGGCAAGCCACUAGCACUCAUUAACAUGAGAACAACUGUUGCCCGUAUAAUAAUGGCAUUUGACUUGCAACUGCCAUUGGACGAUGACGGCACAUUACUCGAUAAGAAUAUGAAGGAACAUUUUUCUAGCUACGUCGAGGGCAUCUACAUUAUUUUUAGGAAACGGUCUCAGAACUUCCAGACAGAUUAG